Molecule: messenger RNA, 1581 nt
Organism: Aspergillus nomiae NRRL 13137
Lineage: Eukaryota; Fungi; Ascomycota; Eurotiomycetes; Eurotiales; Aspergillaceae
Product: cytochrome P450
Exons: 3
Coding region: 1-1581 (526 amino acids)
Molecular function (GO): oxidoreductase activity, acting on paired donors, with incorporation or reduction of molecular oxygen; heme binding; monooxygenase activity
Source: RefSeq, a predicted model, not a curated record
AUGAUUUCAGCACAAGAGUUCACAUACAGCAUUCCAUCACUGUCUCUGGGAGUCCUCGUGAUCAGUACCAUUGCCUGGGUCAUCUGGAACGUGCUACUUUACCCCAAAGUUUUCAGUCCCCUCAGAAGAUUCCCAGGCCCAAAAGAUAGCCAUUUCUUCCACGGGCAGUUAUGGAGAAUCCUGUCUGAGCCCGUUGGCAGCCCAAUGAGAGAAUGGAUCAAUACGAUUCCAAACGAUGGGAUUAUCCGGUUCACCACUGUAUUCAACCAGGAACGCCUUAUCCUGACGAGCCCUGAGGCGCUAUCCGAUGCUCUGGUUACUCACAAUUAUGACUGGGAUAAGCCGGAACAGAUGAAGAAGGGACUUGGGCGCAUUGUGGGUCAGGGUGUUCUGCUGGCGUCAGGGAAUGUGCACAAGAGACAAAGAAAGCACCUCUUACCCGCGUUCUCCUUCCGGCACAUCAAGACUCUAUACCCUAUCUUUUGGGAAAAGUCUUGUGAAAUGGUCGAAGCCAUCACGAAGGAUACCACCAAUGCCGACAAUACAAGCACUGAAACUUCAAUCUCAAUCACUGACUGGCUUCGUCGCGCCACCUUAGACAUCAUUGGUCUUGCGGGCUUCGGACAGGAUUUCGAUGCUCUGGGCACGCCACACUCAGAGCUCAACAAUAUUUACGAGAAGGUGUUCGACCAGCCUCAAAAUGAGAAUGUGAUGAAAGCUAUUGAAACACUUGAGAAUAUCUUUCCUGUUGCCUGGCUAGGGAGCCUUCCGCUGCAGCACAACCGCGACGUUAAAAAAGCGUCUAUGGCCAUUCGCCAGGCGGCCCGGAUGGUCAUCCGUAGCCAGGAGCAGUUCAAAACGAAGACAACAUCUAGUAUUCUCUCUGGAAAUAGCCUUCUCUCGAUUGCGUCGCGUUCGGAAUACUUCAGUGAGGAUAAUCUCAUCGACCAGGUCAUGACUUUCCUCGCUGCUGGUCAUGAAACUGUCUCUACAGUCACGGGUUGGGCGUUAGUGGCCUUAUGCCGUCGACCCGUUAUCCAGGAAAGACUGCGGAAGGAGAUUAGAUCUCAACUACCCUCUCCAAGCCAAGGCACAUCUACAUUCAGUGCUGAGAUUCUGGAUGCGCUUCCAUAUCUCCAUGCCGUCUGUAAUGAGGUGUUAAGAUUCUAUCCUCCUGUUCCCCUUACUCGCCGUGUAUGCGUCCGAGAUACGACCAUCCAAGGGGAACCGGUUCCCAAAGGAACAAAUAUCCUAAUUGUUCCUGCUGCGCUGAAUGUGUCCAAGAAGCUGUGGGGUGAGGACGCAUUAGAGUUCAACCCUGACCGAUGGAUGGGUUCGGGGAAAAACAAUGGCGGUGCAUCAAGUAACUUUGCCAAUAUGACUUUUCUCCAUGGCCCUCGGUCAUGUAUUGGAGCAUCUUUCGCCAAAGCUGAAUUCGCAUGCUUAUUGGCUUCAAUUGUCGGGCGGUUUAACUUCAAGUUUAGUGAUCCCGAGUAUAAGUCGGAGGUCCUGUCUGCUGGCGUCACAGCAAGGCUGAAACAUGAGCUUCUCUUGACAGUCGAGGUGGUAGAAGGAUGGUGA